Molecule: messenger RNA, 581 nt
Organism: Miniopterus natalensis
Lineage: Eukaryota; Metazoa; Chordata; Mammalia; Chiroptera; Miniopteridae
Gene: SDHD
Product: succinate dehydrogenase complex subunit D
Biological process (GO): tricarboxylic acid cycle; mitochondrial electron transport, succinate to ubiquinone
Cellular component (GO): mitochondrial envelope; respiratory chain complex II (succinate dehydrogenase); membrane
Molecular function (GO): heme binding; ubiquinone binding
Source: RefSeq, a predicted model, not a curated record
UUACUGGAUGACCUUGAACCUUCAGGAGCGAGAUGGCGGGCAUCUGGAGGCUGAGUGUCCUCUGCGGUGCCCAAGGAGGCAGAGCUCUCUUCCUUCGAACCCCAGUGGUCAGACCUGCUCAAAUCUCGGCAUUUCUCCAGGACCAACCUAGCCCAGGAUGGUGUGGAAUACAGCACAUUCACCUGUCACCCAGCCGCCAUUCUGGUUCCAAGGCUGCGUCUCUCCACUGGACUGGUGAGAGGGCGGUCAGUGUUGUGCUCCUGGGCCUCCUUCCAGCUGCGUAUUUGCAUCCUUCCUCUGUGAUGGACUACUCCCUGGCUGCAGUUGUCACUCUCCACAGUCACUGGGGCCUUGGACAAGUUGUUAUUGACUAUGUUCAUAAGGAUUCGUUGCAGAAAGCUGCCAAGGCAGGCCUCUUGGCCCUCUCGGCUCUCACCUUUGCUGGCCUUUGUUAUUUCAACUAUCACGAUGUGGGCAUCUGCAAAGCUGUUGCCAUGCUGUGGAAGCUCUGACCUUUUUGACUUAAUAUCUUGCCAAUUGAUUGUACACCUCUUUGCCUCUGCUCUGUCAUGCCAUUCAUC